Molecule: messenger RNA, 1523 nt
Organism: Vicia villosa (hairy vetch)
Lineage: Eukaryota; Viridiplantae; Streptophyta; Magnoliopsida; Fabales; Fabaceae
Product: probable CCR4-associated factor 1 homolog 7
Exons: 2
Coding region: 439-1275 (278 amino acids)
Cellular component (GO): CCR4-NOT core complex; CCR4-NOT complex; P-body
Molecular function (GO): nucleic acid binding; poly(A)-specific ribonuclease activity
Source: RefSeq, a predicted model, not a curated record
GCCCAACUUGUAAACGACACUUCCGUGUCCACAUUUCUAACCAAAACGACCCCACUCCUCACACUGAGUACAAAUCAAGUCUCAACCCUCGCACCCCAAGUUCCCGUCUCUUCCAUUUCAUAGCUCCUCCUCCAAUCGUUUCGUUUCGUUGACUCGCGAAUCGAUGCAAUUUUUCAAGAUCGGUGCUUCGUUUUCUUCUCUAUAAUAAGGUUCGGUUUUCCGCUCUCACUUUCUUCAAAAACUUUAAACCCUAGUUCAAACCUCAAACCCUAGUUCAGCUUAAUCGAUUCACUUUUUCGUGCUUUGACGUUCUUUCUACGCUUGUUUUUGGUUCAGAUCUAGUUGAGUUUCCACCUCAAGCUCUCGAUUCGAAGCUCAAUUUACUCUAUAUUCGGUUUCUCUUCAGAUCUGAGUUGAUCGGUUUUGAAUUCUCUUGAAAUGUCGGAUUUAUCGAAGGAUUUAGCGAAAGAUUUAUCGAAAGAUGAUUCGGUUCAAAUCAGGGAGGUUUGGAACGAUAAUCUCGAAGAGGAAUUCGCUUUGAUCCGUGAAAUUGUUGAUGAUUUCAACUAUGUAGCUAUGGAUACAGAGUUUCCUGGCGUUGUUCUUCGUCCUGUAGGUGUUUUUAAGCAUAUCAAUGAUUUUAACUACCAGACUUUGAAGGAUAACGUUGAUAUGUUGAAGCUGAUUCAGUUAGGUUUAACUUUCUCUGAUGAGAAUGGGAAGUUGCCUACUUGUGGCACUGGGAAUCCUUGCAUCUGGCAGUUUAAUUUCCGUGAAUUUAACGUUAGCGAAGAUAUAUUCGCGGCUGAUUCGGUCGAGCUUUUGCAUCAGUGUGGGAUUGAUUUCACGAAGAAUAGUGAGAAAGGGAUUGAUGUGAACCGAUUCGGGGAGCUUCUUAUGUCGUCGGGGGUUGUGUUGAAUGAUAACAUGCAAUGGGUUACUUUUCACAGUGGAUAUGAUUUUGGUUAUCUGUUGAAGCUUUUGACUUGCAGAACUUUGCCGGAUACGCAAGCGGGGUUCUUCGAUUUGAUCAACAUUUAUUUUCCGCUGCUGUAUGAUAUCAAACACUUGAUGAAAUUCUGUAACAGUUUACAUGGUGGGUUGAACAAGCUUGCGGAGUUGUUGGAAGUGGAGAGGAUUGGUGUUUGCCAUCAAGCGGGAUCGGAUAGUUUACUCACCGCUUGUGCAUUUAGGAAAUUGAGGGAUACUUUCUUCAACGGCGAUACGGAGAAAUAUUCUGGUGUGUUGUAUGGAUUAGGUGUUGAGACAGACUAAUUUGAAAUUGAAAGAAAGAAAAGUAUAAUUGGUUGUAGAUUACAGUAUGGGUUUUAUGUGUUGUGAGUCUUUUUUUUUACUUGUGUACACUUCUACCAGAAAGAUAUGGUUGUGGUUUACUUGUAACAUUUUCAUCAUCUUUGCUUGAAUUGUAACUCUAAAGUCUUAGCUUGUUUUGUUAGCUUUGAGUUCUUUGUAAAUCACUUCAGUUAGUGUUUCAGCAAUAAUAAUUUAUCAUGAUUCCUUUA